Anopheles maculipalpis is the source of this 1458-nucleotide messenger RNA. RefSeq names its product E3 ubiquitin-protein ligase parkin (gene park). Gene Ontology annotation, cellular component: endoplasmic reticulum; cytoplasm; ubiquitin ligase complex. The transcript is spliced from 5 exons. Lineage: Eukaryota; Metazoa; Arthropoda; Insecta; Diptera; Culicidae. Gene Ontology annotation, molecular function: ubiquitin conjugating enzyme binding; zinc ion binding; ubiquitin protein ligase activity. The record is from RefSeq and is a predicted model, not a curated record. Gene Ontology annotation, biological process: ubiquitin-dependent protein catabolic process; positive regulation of proteasomal ubiquitin-dependent protein catabolic process; regulation of mitochondrion organization. The coding region runs from base 1 to 1458 and encodes 485 amino acids.
AUGUUCGAUCUGUUCGGUUUUCUAAGAGAACUAAUAGGCAGGAUGUUGGCGAUAUUUUCCUUCGGCAAAAAGAAGCUCUCCAACUCGCUGAGCGUGUACGUGAAGACGAACACCGGCAGCACGCUGUCCGUCGAUCUGCAACCGCACAUGGACAUUAAGGACGUGAAGGAAAUGGUAGCACCACGGCUAGGACUGGAACCGCAGGAGCUAAAGAUCAUUUUUGCCGGCCGUGAACUAUCCGAUACGACAACGAUCAGUGAAUGUGACCUAGGACAGCAGUCAAUAAUACAUGUGGUAAAAAGUAGACCCAUCCCAUCGGUGGGACAGAAAAAACAAUUGAAAUCAACGCUAAAUGGAACCAUUUCGGAGGAACCUUCACCCGAGGAGCAGCCGACUAAGCCACUGUCGGAGACGAUGUCCGAGCUGACUGUGCUGGACGAACGGAACGGUCCGACCGCCACCACAGUACGGAGUAAGGCACACUUUUUCGUGUACUGUUCCCAGUGUGAGAAGGUCUGCAGUGGAAAGUUGCGGGUGCGGUGCGGUAUUUGUGGUAGCGGUGCAUUCACCGUUCACCGGGACCCUACCUGUUGGGACGAUGUGCUGAAAAGAAAGCGCAUUACGGGACAUUGCGAAAAUUUUGAGAUUCCUUGUGUGGAAAACGAUGAAGGUGAGCCACCGUAUACGGAGUUUUACUUCAAAUGUGCCGAACAUUCGUCGGGCGGGGAGAAGGAUUUCGCAGCCCCACUAAGCCUCAUCAAAACGAACCACAAAAGCAUCCCUUGCAUCGCGUGCACUGAUGUGAGUGAAACAAUUCUGGUCUUCCCAUGCUUGGCUGGACACGUGUCCUGUCUGGAUUGCUUUCGUCAGUACUGUGUAACACGCUUGCUUGAACGACAGUUCGUGGAGCAUCCAGCCGGCGGCUACACGUUGCGAUGUCCGGCUGGAUGCGAAAAUUCCUUCAUCGAGGACGUCCACCACUUUAAGCUGCUAAACAAAGAGCAGUACGAGCGAUAUCAACGGUUCGCUACAGAAGAAUUUGUGUUGAAGAAUGGUGGCGUGCUCUGUCCACAACCGGGCUGUGGGAUGGGGCUGCUGAUAGAUGAAGAAUGUCGUCGCAUUCAGUGCCAGAAUGGUUGUGGUUACGUUUUCUGUCGCAGCUGUCUGCAAGGCUACCACAUUGGCGAGUGUUUCGAAACGCCAACACCUUCAACGCCCGGUAAUGAGCAAGGAUACGCGAUUGAUCCACAGCGCGCCUCGGAAGCACGGUGGGACGAGGCAACGAAGAUUGCGAUCAAGGUAACCACGAAACCUUGCCCUCAGUGUCGCACCGCAACAGAGCGCGAUGGUGGUUGUAUGCACAUGGUUUGCACACGAUCGGGCUGCGGGUUUGAAUGGUGUUGGGUUUGCCAAACACCAUGGACGCGCGAUUGUAUGGCCGCGCAUUGGUUUGGAUAG